Molecule: messenger RNA, 329 nt
Organism: Cylicostephanus goldi
Lineage: Eukaryota; Metazoa; Nematoda; Chromadorea; Rhabditida; Strongylidae
Source: the annotation of a GenBank genome assembly
AUGAAUGCGGUGGUGAUUGCCAUAUCUGUUGGUUCUUUAUUGCGGACUCAGAUGCAAAGUCUGAUUUUGAAUCGAACAACAAUUGAGGAUUCACAACUGAGUUUCAUCGACGAAGAUGAAUUGAACAAUGGAUUUUCCAUAUUUGAUCUGGGAACUAAGUUCAAGAACUUCUGCUCAAUCUUUGGCUACUCUCCUACAACAUGGCUCCUGCCUAUAUUCACUACGCCCGGAGAUGGUGUCAACUAUCCGUACACUGUCCGAUACGGCAAGGAGUUGGUGGGACAGGGUGGGCCACCUCGGAGAAAGCGAUUUUACGAAAUUUGCUAGAU